UCCCGCCCCCUGUGAAGUUUAGCGGGCGGUUUUCCAGGGCGUCCGUAAACACAGCCGGGAAGACUUGUCAUGGAAGGGGAGGAGGAGGCGGCGGCCGCUCUGUCAUUCCCGAACCGGUCCCCGUCCCCGUGACUGUGGCUGCGGGGAAGCGAACUGUUAGGCGAAGGCACUCAGCACCAUCAUAGCUCCUUCUUCCCCGGGCCGGGCGGGCCGAGCCAGCGGAGGAGCGGGGAGGGCGCGCCCGGCCAGGCCGGCCCGUGCUGCGAGAUGGACGACAGUAAGGUGGUUGGUGGCAAAGUGAAGAAGCCCGGCAAGCGGGGCCGGAAGCCAGCCAAGAUCGACCUGAAGGCGAAGCUGGAGCGGAGCCGGCAGAGCGCGAGGGAAUGCCGGGCGCGGAAGAAGCUGAGGUACCAGUACUUGGAAGAGCUGGUGUCCAGUCGAGAAAGAGCUAUAUGUGCCCUCCGAGAGGAACUGGAAAUGUACAAGCAGUGGUGCAUGGCGAUGGACCAAGGAAAAAUCCCUUCUGAAAUAAAGGCCCUGCUCACUGGAGAAGAGCACAAUAAGCCUCAGCAGAAUGCAGGCAGGCACCCCAAAGCGGGGAAGACAGAUGCUAACAGCAAUGCCCUGCUGGGAAAUUAAACCCAGGGCUUCACACACUCGAGGGUGAAGACUGUGUGACACGCAGAGUCUGUGACUGAAGCCAGUAUUCUCAUUUCUACAGUGGAUAAUUGGAAGAUGGUACUUCUUGGCUCCAUUUCCUACUCCCUGCUCAGUAGUCAUCUCUAUAAAUCUGUAAUUUCUACCAAAAAUGUACGAUCAGACAUCACAAAGGCUCUUGCUGUAACUGUCAACACUCAGAAAUGUACAAAUGUGCAGACCUGGCCGGUAUUCCUGUUGACAUUGAAUGUGGUGUGAUGUUUAAAAACACAGGAGUGGAGGAAAAUGAGUGGAGACUGUACUUUUGCACCUUCACCCACAUUGCUCUUUUGGUUAAUGUACACUCCCCCGUGUCACUCAUGUAGUUGUGUGUGUGUGUGUUAGCUGUCGCUGCCACUGGUGGUUCUGACUGCCCACAAAAAGAAACCAACAGGCUGUUUACUGACCACAGGUGUUCAGCCUUUCAGGACCUAAUCAGAUUUCUUUAUAACUUGACUAAUGUUUAUUUUCUGCAUGAACCAUGAUUUCUUCUGUGAACCAUUCCAGCAUAAGCUGUGAAUUUGUAUUGACAAAUGUAUGCAUUUCUAUUUUUAUAAUCCUUAGCGACAUGCCUGUUUUAAAUAGUGUGCAUGUUACAGCAAAACCCUCAAGACAACCUCUGUUGAAACCUUUC
This is a messenger RNA of Jaculus jaculus (lesser Egyptian jerboa), 1330 nucleotides long. It is a transcript of the gene Crebl2, whose product is annotated as cAMP responsive element binding protein like 2. Gene Ontology annotation, cellular component: nucleus. The record is from RefSeq and is a predicted model, not a curated record. The transcript is spliced from 5 exons. The coding region runs from base 268 to 639 and encodes 123 amino acids. Gene Ontology annotation, molecular function: DNA-binding transcription factor activity. Lineage: Eukaryota; Metazoa; Chordata; Mammalia; Rodentia; Dipodidae. Gene Ontology annotation, biological process: regulation of DNA-templated transcription.